UCGACGUGAACCGUUCUUUAUCAAAACCCCUAAUUGAAUAAACAAACAAACAAAUACUAUAUCUAUUUCUAAUCCUAAAUCUCAAAAGCAAAACACAUUUCGAGAUCAGAUCUCCGCCGCAUCCAAUGGCCACUCCGGCGGUCUAUUUCACCUUGCUUGCAUUUCUCAUAACCACCACCGCCGCAUACACUAAUUACACCGUCGGUGGGCCCGCCGGUUGGUUUUUUGACCCUACUGCCAAUACCUCAUCAGCUAAUUACCAAUCUUGGUCGGCCAACAAAACAUUUAAUCUUGGCGACUACUUAAUAUUUAACACCAACACGAACCAAACGGUGAUCUUAACCUACAACGAGACGACGUUUAAGAGUUGUAGCAUUGAUAAUUCUUCGGAUAGUGAUACGUUUUACUUCGGCCAAGAUAACACGGUGUUCAAGCCGUAUACCGUGGCUGUUCCGUUGACCAUCGUGGGACCAAACUACUUUUUUUCGGAUGCUUUUGAUGGAAUUCAAUGCGAACAGGGGAUGGCGUUUGGGGUUAAUGUGAGUCAAGGGGUUGGGCUUCCACCGAAUCUCAACCAGCCACCGCCGCCACCAUAUGUUGAGGCACCAUCUAAUGGUGUCGGAUCUCUUAGGCCACCGGUGACCGAUAGCCAGCCGAGUGAUGGUGGGUUGAGUGUCGGUGAUAAUGUGCGGGUAGUGGUGUGUUUUGGACUCGCAUUGUUUGGAUCUUUGGUUUAUUUUGACUUUUGAAUGUGAAAAGAAGUCUAGAAAGGAGAUACAGAUUGUAUUUGUUUGUAAUUUAAUGGGCCAUUUUGAUAUUUUUGUUUUCA
Molecule: messenger RNA, 829 nt
Organism: Erigeron canadensis
Lineage: Eukaryota; Viridiplantae; Streptophyta; Magnoliopsida; Asterales; Asteraceae
Product: cucumber peeling cupredoxin-like
Exons: 2
Coding region: 126-749 (207 amino acids)
Cellular component (GO): plasma membrane
Molecular function (GO): electron transfer activity
Source: RefSeq, a predicted model, not a curated record